Molecule: messenger RNA, 306 nt
Organism: Thlaspi arvense
Lineage: Eukaryota; Viridiplantae; Streptophyta; Magnoliopsida; Brassicales; Brassicaceae
Source: the annotation of a GenBank genome assembly
AUGGACCAGAACACGAGAGAUAUCAUCAUGAGAGAGUUCAGGUCUGGCUCGUCCCGUGUGCUCGUCACCACUGACCUUUUGGCCCGUGGUAUCAAUGUCCAGCAAGUCUCUCUGGUUAUCAACUACGAUCUCUCGACUCAGUCGGAGAACUACCUCCACCGUAUCGGAAGAAGUGGAAGGUUCGGGAGGAAAGGUGUGGCCAUCAACUUCGUGACUCGUGAUGAUGAGAGGAUGCUGUUUGAUAUUCACAAGUUCUAUAACGUGGUUGUUGAGGAGCUGCCUUCGAACGUUGCCGAUCUGCUGUGA